UCUAUUUAUUUGUGUUAAUGCUGUGUUAAUAUCGUCAUGAAGACGUCAAAGAAGAGCGGCACUACUUCUAAAGUUAGUGCUACCUGCAGUACUACUAGUACUAGUAGCAGCAGCAGCAUCAGUACUGCGACCGUUCGACCGAAGGCAAAGGCACCACCGACGAUGGCCAAAUACUCGUUCGCUUACGUGCGGUACUUGGAUGACAACAAGCUGAAGAUCGUCCCACUAAGUGAUAUCAAAAGAUUUGAUGCAGAAACUCACCACACAGAAAAGACAUAUAUGAUCAAAUGGACGAAUGAGGAUGCUGACGACAGCGAUGUUGAGAUGGAGGGAGACAUGGGAGAGGAUGACGAUGAGCCGCAGUAUUUCAAGGCCCAAAUAUUGAAACUAUCACAUUCUAUGGAGGCUCUGGAAAAGUGUAUAAGAGAAGGGACACGAGUGGUGUUUAGAAAGCGGCGCCUCCUUGACACUAGUGUUGAGCAAACUUCCGAUGAAGAAGGUGUUGCAGCAGUUUGCCCCGCAAAGAGAACAUUAGACUUUGCUCAAGUAAAAAAGAAAAAACAGGCUGAACAGCAAGUAGCAUCCCGAAAUAAGGAGAUUAGCUCCAUCAUGGAGAAAUUGGUUGCUAAUAAGAAGCCGCUGGUCUUACCUCAAGCGGCAAGUGGCACCAAAGGCAAAGCUACCGGUACUCAACAGGCAGCGGAACUGGGGGCGUUAAAGACAAAAUUGAAGGCCAAAACAAAGGAGAAUGUGGAGCUCAGAGAAAGAGUCAAGAAGGUGACUGAACUAAACAUGAGACUCCAAAAUGAGAUCCUUGAUUUAUUUGCAAAACAGUCAAGGAUGACGGUAUCUGGUCCAUCUACCUCCACGCCCAUCCUACACUCAGCUGCCCCUUCAGCAGACUCGGCUGCCCCUUAAACUACCCCUACCCCAACUGCUACCCCGACUGCUACCCCGGCUUUGAUCCAGGAAAACAUGGCAGAACCAACUCAGCCAAGGACCGAAGAGAAUCUCUUCAUUCCAGUAGAUGGAAAAGUUUCCCUCGGAGAGAAUGUCUCGCUGACAGGUCAGCAGUGGGAGUUAUUGGCCCGCCAACGAUCUCAUUCGAUGUUUGUUAAGACGUUGGCGGUCAUGAUUUGGGGAUCUGGAGUCCUUAAAGAUCGAAGCGUUCAUGGCCGCAAAAAUCCCCGAAAUAAGGAGGCGCAGGUGAAGGCACCCCUGACUCCUGUUAAGUUGCAAGCAGUGAGAGCUUGCUACAACCAUCACCUAAAGAACAAAGGUAUUGAUGGAGAGGAUCUAACAAAAGAAAUGAGAAAGCUUCAUGCCAUCAUAUCAGAGAAGAUUCAGGAUCUGAACAGGUCAUAACUCAUCAGGGAAGUCCACUAACAUUAGCAAAAACAUGAACUGAUUUCAAUAACAAGAAAAAACUUAAGUUACUGAAAAUGUUAGAGGUGUGUGACACUAUCGUCUUUCUAUUUCAGUGUUGGACAUUUAAUUGCUUUGUGAAAAUUUUAUUAAAUUUUGACAAAUGUCAUUACUUUCUUAUUUUUACCUCUUUAUUUUGAUGACAUUUUAAUUGUGCUAUUAUCAAAUAAACUGUCAGGUGUAUGGACUUGUCCUUUAAAACUGUAUCUUUAGCUUUGGUAAAGGGUCAAUAAUCAUUGUGAUUUGUAUUCAAGUAUCUCCAUUCCAAUUUUACAUGAGUCCUGGACACGAGUAUAGUUGCGGAUUACUCUUCAACCACGAAUAGUCUGCAUUUCAAAUAUUCACAUAUUAGAUCUUAGAAAAUUAAAAUAUGAUCAAAAUCAGAUAUAAAAUAGAAAUUCAAUAUUUCAUCUCUAUGUUCUACGAAAUAUGAUCUUAUUUUAAGGGUUAUUUCGCCUUGAACAUUUGAAAUUGCCAUUUUUGUAACCAUAUGUGAUUCGAUGAAGAGUUAAAUGUCAAAUCUGAAAAAAGAAAUACUGUAUUCAUACAAUAUGAUAAAACUGUCAAAUGUUCAAAUCAUUUGGUUUGGAGAGAGAAGUUUAGAAUGAAAUUGUGCGUAAAAAACAAACUUUGAAAAUGUCAUGAAUUCCUUGUUACAUCCAAUUUCAAUUAAAUUUUCAGUGUUUUUUUUUCUCUCAAUUAUUACUUAACAUGACGUUAAUGUUUUGACAAAUCUCUAAUUUCUCGGUUUAUAUAUUCUUGGUCAGUGAAUUUGCAGAGUUGCCUUGCCCUGUAAUGUCUUCAUCCCUGGUCUGCGCUUCGUUCUGUCCUAGCUUGACAAAAUUCAGGUGAUUUGAAAAAGUACAAACUAGUCAAAUUUAAUCAAAAUUUGCCGAUAAAAAAAAAAGAUGGAAACUACAGUAUUUUUCUGAACUAAAUAUUGAUUAGAAACAGCCAUGUGAAGUCAUUCUUUAUUUUACUUUCUUCCAGCAAUCAAUCAGAAUGGUUAAAAUGUAAUAGCAUGCAAAGUGAAAGGUAUAGAUGUGACAUCAUCAGCUUUCAUUAGGAAGAGAACUGUAUAUAAAGCAAAAAUAAGAUAAAUGUCUUUGAUUUUAACGAAUUUUGCUUGUUUGGUAUAAUAUUCAAUUGCAGUCAGGAGUUACUGUUUGACACUUAGUACCCUCCAGGCACAUCUUGUAAUUUUAUAAUAUACAAAAGAGGUGAUAUGACAUCCAACAUGUGUGAAAUGGUCAAAUAUUUUGCUUGGUUAAUAUUAGCCUAUUCAAAUCUUCUAUUGUUAAGCCUCAUGAUCCCUCUACAUCCCCCCCCCCCCC
Lytechinus pictus (painted urchin) is the source of this 2759-nucleotide messenger RNA. RefSeq lists its product as uncharacterized. NCBI's taxonomy places the organism in Eukaryota, Metazoa, Echinodermata, Echinoidea, Temnopleuroida, Toxopneustidae. Bases 37 to 918 code for a protein of 293 amino acids. The record is from RefSeq and is a predicted model, not a curated record. The transcript has 6 exons.